AUGCUACUUUCAAGCUCGAGAACUGCAAACACUGUCUUGAGGUAUCGAUACUUUCUGAGAUAUCGAUCCUCGCAAGCAAGCAGCGGUCAGAAGUUGAGUCCGCUUCCCUCUUCUUCGCCUGCACAAGCAAAGCAACAAUACCUAAAAAGUAAACAAGCAACUGAUCGUUAUCUUGAUCCACAACAACAAAUCUUGCAGAUGAACCGAGAGAUGGAACUCGUGCGGAACAAACACGCCACAAAGCUCGAAAAGGAACUCAAGAAGUCUAUAUAUAGACGCCUAGUAGACCCUCUUGUGAAACACAAGCAUUCUAUCUACAAUGUAUUUGCAAUGACGAUUGCAUAUGUACUUGCUCACAAUUUGUAUGUCACAUCAAAGAAAGAAAAAGAGUGCAGGUCUGAAUUGUUGCAAAACCAAGAAGAAAACACCGAACUGAAGCAAAUUAUAGAUUCAUUACUUGACGAGACCAUUUUGAAAGAUAUCAGCUCUGCCUGUGCCAUGGAAAUUGAAAAGGAAUUCGCAAAAGGUGGCACAUCGUCUCUCUCGUCAUGGUUGGCUGGCGGGUUUUCUUCCGCAAAGUCUCUUGAAGAAGGCCUGGUUCGAGAUAUUGUGGCUAAAGUAUUGAGGCACAAACUAUUAGUUCGCAUUGGAAGUGGCGAAGUGGCAGAAGAGGAAGACAGCAAACUUUCUGUCGAAGAGAUCAUGCAACAAAACCAAGAAAGUAUGAAGGUAAUAAAUGCCAGUCCAGAACUCCUCUUAAAGGAUGCCCUACAACAGGCUUCGUCUGAUCAGGAGAAUGGGAAAGAAUCCAGAAGAGUGUUUAGUUUGUAG
Molecule: messenger RNA, 831 nt
Organism: Cylindrotheca closterium
Lineage: Eukaryota; Bacillariophyta; Bacillariophyceae; Bacillariales; Bacillariaceae
Source: the annotation of a GenBank genome assembly